CCAGAAUUACAAAUUUACUGAAGAAAAAAACCUUUAAAACUUAUAUAAUGAUAAAUUAUUUUUCUCUUCUUUUUUUUUCCCGAACCGGUCUUUGCACUACAAAGUAUUCCCAUUCAAAAAAAAGCAAACCGCACAUACAUGUGCAAUGAAAUUUUAUGACUCAAAAACGAUAAUACGACAUUAAGAAAAUAUAUGCUAUAAUAUAUUGUAGCAUCAGCUUUUCUAGAAUAAAUGUCCUAUUUCACCUUGAAUGACAUUGGUUCUCCGGAGAAAAUAAAUCGAUAUCAAUGCUGGCAGGAACUCAGGUUUGAUGAUGAUUUUCACAUUAACAGAAUAAAGUGAAAGGAAACAUACGAUGACAGAGGAGGGUAGCUUUCCUCACGACGAUCCCCAGAAGAGGGGUUCUCUUAAUUAUAUCUUUAUAAUCAUGAUUACUGUCAAAAUAUUUGUACGAAGAAAUGUGAUUCAGAGUCUCACUGAUAACAAUACCAGAGAAAGGUGAACAUAUCGUAUGUUUCGAACAUCUCUGUGCAAAUCCUACAGAUAUAUGCCGUCCAUUUUAUGAUAAAAAUAAAGUUUCGUGGUUUAUUUUUAAUGUGGAGUGGGAUUGCUAAAACUCACCCUCGUCGUGCCCUUGGAAACAGUAACUGAGUACGACCGUUCGGACAUCCGAUUUUAGUGACUUCCGCUGUGUUAAAACACUACUGUUUUGUUUGUGUGGAGAACUUUAUGGAGUAACCGAUUUGAUGUAAUAAAGUGAAUCAGAAUGGACAUCUCAGGCCAGCCGGAUUCCUCCAUCGCUCCAGAUGAGAAUACAGUCAACACGAACCCCCCAACACACCCGUCACGCGCGGAUAAAGUCGACUCCAAACCCAAACGCACAUCCUCCAGCAACUCGGACAGAGAAAGCCUGGUUUUUACAAAUAGGAGUGAAUCCACUAGAAGCGCUGAACAUCCCAGUGUUAAGUACACUCGACGCAAAGAAUCUGGACAAAGUUCCUUCUUACGCGGCAAAACGAGCCUUAAAAAUUCUAGCUUCAGCCAGAGUCCAGGAAGUGAUGCUUUGCGCAAAAGUUUACGACGCAUGCGCAGUUCCAGUCUUAGUUACCCUCAUCAUGACUCCAUAGUGUCUGCUUUUAUUGAAAAACACGAUCUACCGUCUUUUGUUGACCAAAAACAAGUUCCCUGGUGGACGUCUUGGCGAGUUCGUUUUUCCGGUCUCUGUUUUGUGGGUUUCUUCUUUCUGUAUGCCCAAAGAGUCAACCUCAGCAUCGCUAUCGUCUGUAUGAUCAAGACAGAGCUCUCGGCACCGGAAAUCAAGUAUCACUCAAAUGCCACCAAUGUCUCUGUCUCCGGGACGCUUCCUCAGAACGUCACAGCAGGAUAUGAACAAGGUUUCUUAAAUCAGACCAGCGCUCCAGGGGGUUCAUCUAUUGUGACCAAAACAUGCCCAGAGCCGUCGGAUUCUCAGAACUUGGAGGGUGAGUUUACGUGGGACAAAUCUCUUCAAGGGGGAAUUCUUGGAGCUUUCUUCUGGGGAUAUACGGUGAUGCAGAUUCCCUCGGGUGUCCUCUCGGAACGCUUCGGUCCUCGCUAUAUGAUUUUUACAGGAAUGUUGAUUGUUUCUAUUUUGACCAUCUUGUCUCCAUUUCUUGCCCGUGGAAGUCCUUAUUUACUUAUAGGUACACGUGCACUCUUAGGAAUAGGAGAGGCAACGAUGUAUCCAGGAGCACAGGUUUUUUGGUCCAAAUGGUCGCCUCCGCAUGAAAGAAGCCGACUUGUAGCCUUUGCGUUUGGAGGCUCUCAGCUUGGAAAUGCACUGGCCUUUCCUAUAUCCAGUCUUCUCUGUGAAUAUGGCGGCUGGCCGUCAAUCUUUUUUUUCUUAGGAUCCUGCUCGUUGGUUUGGACGCUGCUUUGGGGGUUCUUCGCCAGGAACAGCCCCGGGGAGAUGCCAAAUAUUACAGAUGUUGAAAAAAAGUAUAUCGAACAUUCACUUGGAAAAGAUAGACUUCCGGAGCAAGUUGAUCUACGGAAAAAGAGCAAGCCAUGGAAAUCUUUUUUGACGUCACUUCCAGUUUGGGCUAUUCUUGUUGCCAACGCCGCUGGUAACUACGGUGCCUACAUGCUCUUGACUCAGAUGCCGACGUACUUAAAGGAAGUUCUCAAAUUCGACAUUAAGUCUAAUGGUCUUUAUUCUAUGAUACCGUACCUGGCAUUCUGGCUGAUUAUUAUUUUGGCGGGAAUUUUUGCUGACGCUCUUAUUUCAAAUGAAAUACUCAGCAUCAAAUGGACAAGAAAGCUGUUUUGUGCAAUAGGGCACUUUGUACCCGCGGCUUUUCUGAUUGGUUUGGGUUACAUGACGUGUUUCCAACAAGAAGGCGCCAUUGCGCUCUUGUCGCUGUCUAUGGCCUUCUGUGGCUUUCAAUUUCCCUCCGUAUUUGUCAACCAUGGUGAUAUCGCUCCAAAUUAUGCAGGAACUAUUUUUGGAAUCACCAACACUGGAGCAAGUAUCCCAGGGAUCAUUGCGCCAUAUGUGGUGGCAUCUAUCACUGUCAACAAAACUCAAGAAGAAUGGCUUGUAGCGUUUUAUAUUGCCGCUGUAAUCUACUGUCUGGGGGCCAUUUUCUUUCUCAUCUUCUCUGAUGGAGAAAUUCAAGAAUGGGCCAAGGACGAAGAGGAAAUGGAGGAGGUGAUUGACUCAAUGGUCGACAAACUACCGGAAGUGGAGGAAACACCUGAAGAUGAUGACGUGUUUAAAAAUGAAAUGAAGUAGCGUUGUUUUCAUAUAUAUGUUUGAAUAUAUUUUUUUUUACCGCCCUUGGUUAAUCAAAACUUGAGGAGAAUUAUAUGUUUAGUCCUUACAUUUAGAUAGGUAUAAAUACUCAUUCUGUUCUGCUGAAUCACUCAGACAUUCUAAAUUGGUAUAAUGCACUACUCACUGUCUUAUGUUGAAUGAGAUAUUCUCAAUAGGUAUAACGCUCUCCUGAAUGAGACAUUUUAAAUAGGUAUAACGCUCUGCUGAAUGAGACAUUUUAAAUAGGUAUAACGGUCUACUGAAUGAGACAUUUUAAAUAGGUAUAACGCUCUGCUGAAUGAGACACUUUAAAUACAUGUAGGCAUGGUCUUCUACUCAGUUUUAAAUUGAAUCAGACAUUUUAAAUGUACAUGUAGGUAUAGCCCUCUACUCGCUGUUUUAAGUUGAAUGAUAUAUUUUAAAUAGGAAUAACGCUCUAUACUGAGUGAGACAUUUUAAAUGCAUGUAGGCAUAUAGCUCUCAUUGUCUUAUGCUGAAUCACACUCCGGCCUUUCGUAUACAUGUAUCAGUAGUCAAUAUUCCUUAGAAUUAAUGGAUGCAUAAAACGGAAGUACGUGACUGAGAGAGAAACGUCAAAAUUGUUGAUGAGUCUGUCGUGCAUUAAUGAAGCAAAAGAACAUUUUUACUGAUCCCCCAAAAAAUCUAAUAUCAGGUAUCGUCAUCAUCAGUAAUUUUCUGGGAGUUGAUGGGGAAAUUAGACUAGAGAAACCGUUAAAUAGGGAGAGUUGCGAAAAAGUCUCGAGAAAUCUCGCCAAGGAAUUCUUCUAAUGUUUUGAUGACACCUCAGUGCAGCUUUAUUGUGAUGCAUCAAUAUUUGUCGUGACGUUGGGUGUUGCUUUCAUCUACUUAAGGCAAGAUUCACACCGCAGAUUUCGUCGUUGUGUGGUUACAAGUAUUUCGCCGGGGGAUACCGUGUUCCAAACUGUUGACAUUUUGCGCCACGUGUUCUUCACUCAGAUACGCAACGUUUUCAAUUAAAACUUAAACACUGAAUCUCAAUUCAUAGAUAGAGUUGUGGAUGUGGAAUUUAGAACAAUUCAUGGAUAGAGUUGUGGAUGUGGAAUUUAGAACAAUUCAUAGAUAGAGUUGUGGAUGUGGAAUUUAGAACAAUUCAUGGAUAGAGUUGUGGAUGUGGAGUUUAGAACAAUUCAUAGAUAGAGUUGUGGAUGUGGAAUUUAGAACAAUUCAUAGAUAGAGUUGUGGAUGUGGAAUUUAGAACAAUUCAUGGAUAGAGUUGUGGAUGUGGAAUUUAGAACAAUUCAUAGAUAGAGUUGUGGAUGUGGAAUUUAGAACAAUUCAUAGAUAGAGUUGUGGAUGUGGAAUUUAGAACAAUUCAUAGAUAGAGUUGUGGAUGUGGAAUUUAAAACAAUUCAUAGAUAGAGUUGUGGAUGUGGAAUUUAGAACAAUUCAUAGAUAGAGUUGUGGAUGUGGAAUUUAGAACAAUUCAUGGAUAGAGUUGUGGAUGUGGAAUUUAGAACAAUUUGAUAUUUUCCCCUAGUAAACAAAAUUAAGAAAUACAGGGGAUAUAGUAGUAAACACAGCAAAUAAAAAGUCAUAUAAUUAUAGAUCUCGGAAGCACAGAUUAAGUCUGAAGGUCAUUCAGCCGCUGUCCUAAUGGCAGUAAUAGAGUGUGUGAAGGUCAUUAAAUUGCUGUCCUAAUGGCAGUAAUAGAGUGUGAAGGUCAUUGAAUUGCUGUCAUAAUGGCAGUAAUGGAGUGUGUGAAGGUCAUUAAAUCGCUGUCAUAAUGCCUGGCAGUAAUCGAGUGUCUGCAGGUCUUUAGGUCGCUGUCAUAAUGGUAGUAAUCGAGUGUGUGAAGGUCAUUAAAUCGCUGUCAUAAUGGCAGUAAUAGAGUGUGAAGGUCAUUAAAUCGCUGUCAUAAUGGCAGUAAUAGAGGGUGUGAAGGUCAUUAAAUCCCUGUCAUAAUGCCUGGCAGUAAUCGAGUGUCUGCAGGUCUUUAGGCCGCUGUCAUAAUGGUAGUAAUCGAGUGUAACGAGUUAUGGACAAUACAUAAAUAAAACUUCUACAAUUUACAGCCGAUUACAAUUACAAUUAAACGUAGACUUGAAACCAUGCACAAUAUUUCAUUGUAAUUGCAGAUAUGCAUAUUGUCAGGACAGAUGGAUCCAACUGUUUUCCUAAAAGUUAUAGUGGAUCUAAUAGGAGUGCAGGGAGUAAAAUAACACUGUACUUCUCCUAUAUGGCUUAUCGAUAAGCCUUGAAAUUUUGUACAAUACUUCAUUAUCAUAUAUUGAUGUUAACAUUGUUCUGACAAAAGAUUUAAUAAUUUUCUACAAUUUACAGUGGAUCAAAGAGGAGUGUGUAUAGCUUUUUCAUUGUACAAUGGUAUGUUCAUUUUCUUAUGGUAGCUCCACCCUCAUGGGACUUAUCAAAAUUAAUGGUUCAAAGUAGAAAAGUUGUAUUGAUUUCCACUUGAUAUAUGUUAAAGUCAAUAACCGAAGAGAAUAUAUAUGUUGCUAGAUUUUUAAAGAUGUCAGACAUACAAAAACAAAAGUUGAUAUCAACAUCAGAAAAUCGCACAUUUUCAUUAAAUAACAUAAUAAUGAUAAAUAAAAACUGGUUAAACUGACAAAAUUUCAAUUUCAAUAGUUUCAAAAAAAAGACUGCUGCCUUAUACAUACAUGCAUAUAUAUAUAUAUAUAUAUAUAUAUAUAUAUAUAUAUAUAUAUGAAUUAAUUGUGGAUAUCAAGGAAAUCAUUGCAUUAUAGACAUACAUUAGAGAAAUACCAGCAUAGGAGUUAUCGCCCUUGAUAACAUUUUUGUAAUAUAGAUAAUUGAUUAUUUAUAGAAAAUGUAAACUUUUUCAAUAUCAAAUUGUUUACCUUUUUUUUUAUAUAACCCAGUGAAUAAAAUUACUCCUAAAGAUGUAUUUCUAUCAUGGACAAAUUUUAAUGAAAUAAAGAUUUUGCAAAAACCCAUGACGUCACACGAGGGUGGAAUUACUGUAAGGCAUUGGUCUCAUCGUUGUUGAAUCUUCCCUCCAUCUUUUCCCUCAAUGCACAAAGUACAGUUUAUAAUGGCUAUGUUCUAGUUCAUGCUCUCUCCUCCAUACCAUGCAGUAAAUCAAGCGGAUGGGGUCGUAAUUUAGAGCACUCUCAAUUUGGAAAGCUAGGGACACAUUUAUUUUUAACUAAAACAAAUCACAAUUUUUCUAGAUUUCAUUUCUCUUGGCACUAGUGAUUCUUUUCACUAACUAAUACUCAGAUGACAGGGGACCUCUUCUGUAGUUUCGCACUUGCUACAUGGAGUGUGAAAGAAGAGGUAAUGAUUAAUUUUAGGGACAAAAUUCUGUAGGUCAAGGUCAUUCUACGAAAUAGGAUACUGCAUAAUAUUAUACAUUUUACAUGUUGUUGACAUCAUAUAAACUGCAUUAUUCCAUUCUGCUUGAGAUAUUGAAUAGUGGUUCAAAAGAUUAUUCAUGGCAAGGAGGCGUCCAUCUUUGCGUAGCCAAAGUUCUUAUAGAAGUCCUGGCUCUUCAUAACUCAUGGGAACCGAAGAUUCAUGUAAGCUGUUAUGAUCAAAAGUUCUUCGUCGUCAUUUUCAAUAUCUCUCGAACCAUUGAGCUGUUUUCAAUGAAACUUGCAACAAAGCAUUCUCAGGUAGUGAAAUUCAAUCUUCCUUCCAAGUUUCUUUAAAUCAUCAUCCCCAAGGCCAAGAUGGGACCACAACAACAGUAAUUCAAAGUCAUAUAUAUAAUCGUAUAUAUAAUUCUUUAAAAUUCGUACCGAUAAGAACAUAGGUUCAAUUUAACAAAUUAACAGCCAAAUGGCCCACAUAAUCACGUAGAUUAAAGUUUGUUCUCAUCUUGACCUCCAGGGUCAGGACGAGGUCACAUUGGAGAAUAUAUGUUAUAUUUUUAAUUGUAAAUGUCAUCCUGUAGUUUACGUUCAAGUUUGUGCACAUCAUGAACCCCUGCUGCAUCAGAACAGAAAUUCAAAGUUUAAUAUACCAUGUAUGUGGAUUUAGAAUUGUUCUCCUAAGGGGGGGGGGGGGGGGGGGGCUCACAAUAGCGCUUUUGAGUUUACAAUGGAGUAUUUACAGUAAUCUAACAUUUGAUACAAUUCAUGAAAAUGACAAUCAAACACUCUUACCCAUGUAGAGUCAAUCGUAAUUACUCAGCUAUUUCCGUAACCGCAAAUAAACCGGUUACGGAAAAGGACAAGCGCGUGAUUCGAUUGAUGUUGAGUAUAUGGUGGCCCGCUAUUAGGACUUGGCUUCUCAAUUGUUCAGUCAUCACUAGUGUUCCAAUAAGAGAUGACUCGGGUGAGCGUUGUGACCCACGAGCCUCUUGUGUUAUGCUGUGUUCAGUAAAAUAUUUUUGUUAAUUCCAGAGAUCAAAUUAACACUAUUUUUUUUUUAGUGUGUUGUAUUGUAUGAUUUUGGUAUCAAACUUUUGUGCCGAAAGUUGUUAAUAAAAUUAUACUUUAUAAUAA
Ostrea edulis (European flat oyster) is the source of this 7266-nucleotide messenger RNA. Its product is annotated as sialin-like. Lineage: Eukaryota; Metazoa; Mollusca; Bivalvia; Ostreida; Ostreidae. The transcript is spliced from 11 exons. The record is from RefSeq and is a predicted model, not a curated record. Bases 767 to 2773 code for a protein of 668 amino acids. Gene Ontology annotation, biological process: transmembrane transport; monoatomic anion transport. Gene Ontology annotation, molecular function: transmembrane transporter activity.